Messenger RNA from Solanum stenotomum, 856 nucleotides. RefSeq names its product inactive protein RESTRICTED TEV MOVEMENT 1-like. NCBI's taxonomy places the organism in Eukaryota, Viridiplantae, Streptophyta, Magnoliopsida, Solanales, Solanaceae. The record is from RefSeq and is a predicted model, not a curated record. The transcript has 3 exons. Bases 115 to 627 code for a protein of 170 amino acids.
CUUCAAUAUAAACCUCUUCCCCAUCGCCUUGCUGCUGCUUACACCACCACUACUUCACUUUCUGUCCUUUGCUAUAAUUGUAAAUCUAGUGGAGUUGAGAAGCAAGAGAGAAAUAUGGAGAUGAUAAAAGUUGGGCCAGUGGGAAGCAAUGGUGGUUCCAUAUGGGAAGAAAAUGGACGAAGCGAAGUUGCUGGUAUUUUUGUUUCCUAUACCCAAAACACUAUUCAGUCGCUUCAGUUCCUCUUCUAUGAGAAUGACAAGUUUGUUCACUCAAAAAAGCAUGGCAGUCCACACUCUGAAAACUUUUGCGCACUUCUCUUCGAUUAUCCAUCAGAGUUUCUUACUUCGAUAAGUGGUUCCUAUAUUGGCGAUCGGUAUUUAUCAACAGGUUUGGAUGCUAUUAAAUUUAACACCAACAAGGGUUCUUAUGGACCAUUUGGGCGUACGGAGCCUACAAGUAAUAGCAAACAAUUCAACUUUCAAUUACAAAAUCAUCGUCUUUUUGGUGGUUUUCAUGGCACCAUGAGUCCAUCUGCCGUUGAGAGUAUUGGGAUCUAUGUUAAGCCAGUCGUAUCCCCCAUGAUUAACUUGAAAGGAGGAUCUCUGAAAGGAUCUCUUCGAGUGUAAAGGAUGAAAAAUAAUUGUAGUUAGUCUUAUUUUACUCUAUGCUUGCUGCUUGCUUAUUAUGUAAGUUAUAUCAUUUAUGUUUUGUGUUGUAAAAUAAGUUCCUCCACAAAAGUAGUGGUAAGGUCUUCGUACAUUCUACUCUUUUUCGACUCCACUUAGUGGAUUUUACUGGGUAUGUCGUUGUUGUAAAAUGUUAAAUCCCCGUUUGCUAUGACAUUGAGGUAAAUCA